AUGGCGGUCGAUUUAGUUGGAAUCCAAACUAUCGAACACCUGAAUCGCAUCUUCCAGUUGAAGAAUCACGACUUUGCUGUGUCUUCUAAUUUCAAGCAAGCCGUCUCCGCCUUGAAGCGAAGCGGACACGCUCGCUUCCGCCGCGGACCUCCACCUUCAUCCUCCGACCAGCACGCGCCUUCUAUAUCUUCUCAAUCUGAAGAAAAACGGCCUAAAAAUCCGCCUCCGGGGGAGUCAACGACGGUGUCUAAGGAUUGUUCUUUGAAAAGAUCUGUUACAGACACCAUCUCGUCGUUUCAGUUGACGACUUCGUCUUUGGUAUCUUCUUUGGCCGGGGAAGGCCUAGAAGGAAGUGUUUCGAAUGGCAAACAGUUGUCCUCUUUAGGCAUAGUAGCACCGGCACCGUCGUUCUCAUCGAGGAAGCCGCCGCUUCCAUCUUCUCACCGAAAAAGGCACAGCACCGACCGGCCGUCUGCUACCUUGCAAGGAUCUGGAAAAGAGGACCAUUCUGCUUCUCGCACCCCUUGCCACUGUUGCAAGAGAAGGAAAACCGUAUCAAAACAGAAAACUAGAAGAAUUCCAAUAAUCGGAUCAAAAAUAGAAAGUAUACCGGCCGAUGAUUACUCAUGGAAGAAAUACGGUGAGAAGAAGGUCGACGGAUCACUCUUUCCAAGAGUAUAUUACAAGUGCAAUUCCGCAAAAGGAUGUCCGGCGAGGAAGCGCGUAGAGUUAUCUGUAACAGAUUCAAAGAUGCUUCUGGUAACAUACGACGGAGAACACCACCACCAUCACACUCCGACACCGCUUCCGGCGAGUCUCACGGCCUUAACGAUUCAGUCAAAGUGAGAGAACUCAUCACUUUGCACAUUUCUACGUUGCAAUUGGUUGAAUGAAUUCCAUUUGGCAACAAUAACUCUGCAUCAAGCACCAUCAGAAGGUUUUGUUUUUUCAGGGGACUAUGAGAAAUUGUAGCAUGAUUCUGGAAAUGAAUGCAAGGAGGAUGUUGAGUAUGGAGUAUGGAGGGUGAAAUUUGUAAAUUACGUAAAGUAGAAGGGGGUAGAGUGUAAACAUGAAAAAAGAAAGAAACAGAAGCGUCAGAUCUAGGAUGCGAUUUUGUCGAAGACCAUUUUCUUUCUUUAUUUCUUCUUUUUAUUUAAUUAUUCUCUAAAAUACAAGUUAAGAAAGAAAAAAGGUGUUUGUUGCCUUGUUGGAAUGGCAAAAGGCAACCAAUUUGAGGUAUUUUAUGUAGAAAGAAU
Molecule: messenger RNA, 1256 nt
Organism: Cynara cardunculus var. scolymus (artichoke)
Lineage: Eukaryota; Viridiplantae; Streptophyta; Magnoliopsida; Asterales; Asteraceae
Product: WRKY transcription factor WRKY51-like
Exons: 3
Coding region: 1-846 (281 amino acids)
Biological process (GO): regulation of DNA-templated transcription
Molecular function (GO): DNA-binding transcription factor activity; sequence-specific DNA binding
Source: RefSeq, a predicted model, not a curated record